AACAUCAACAUUUAAAUUUUAAAUUGAAAAACAAAUUAUUAUUUUUUAAUUAAAUUCACCGAAAAAAUAAAUAUUAUUUUAGUUCAAAUAAAAAAUUGAUCAUACCAUUCAUACUGCAAUAUUCCAACGGAUACCGAUUAAAUCCAAUUCUAUCGACGACAGACCACCUCUAGAUAGGGAUGACAAAAAUAUCCGUAACCGGGGAUAUCCGUCCGAAUCCGACCUAAUCGGGUAGGGUAAAAUCCGAACCCAAAGGACCUUUAGUGAGUACUGGUAAAACCCGAACCCGAAUAUUGCGGGUAAUGGGUGGGCAUGGGUUUCUCACUAUCCGACUCGAACCCGCCCGAUUAUACACAUGCAUAUGCAUUUGUCUAGAAAUAAUCAUUAUUUUUCUCUAACAUAUUUUAUAUUUAGCAUAAAAAAUAUAAUAUUUUCAUGAAAUUGUGUUGUUUUAAUUAAUUUUCUUCAUUAUAGUGAAUUCUUGUCGUACAUUUAAUUUUCUCUUACGUAAUGUAAGAAAUACGUGUGAAUGUUAACAUAUUGGUUGGAGUUAUGAAGAGAAAUUAAUACCCAUGGAUAACCGUGGAUACCCGAAACCCAAACGGGUAUGGGCAUGAUUUUGAUUUUUUACCCGUUUCACAUGUGGGUAUGGGUAUGGGUAAAACCCGAAAUACUUUAGAUAGGGUAACAGACCCGACUCGACCCUACCCGACCCAUUGCCAUCUCUACCUCCAGCUCUAGGGGUGGCUAUACGAUCCGGUCCGGUUAAAUUGGACCAAAUUGAUCCGGUCCCAGUCCGGUCUUUUCAGGAAUAUAAGGACCAAAAAUUGGAUUGGAUACAAUCCGGUCUUGACCCGGUUCGGUCCCAAUUUGAUCUUGAUUUUAGGUGUUGGGGGUCUUUUAUCCGGGUUUUUUUACCUCAAAUCUAAGCCCGAAUAUGAUAUUGGAUUGUUUGCUAUCCGAACCCAAUCCGGUCCCGGUCUGGGUUAUACGGUCCGAUUUUGGGUAAAACCAAAUAGGGUUGAGAAACAGUCCAGUUCGGUUUAAACCAGACCGGAUUGACCCGGUUUUUAUGACCGGAUUGGACUUAUGCCCAACCGUGGACCGGAUUGGACUGGGACACGGAUCAAACCAAACCGGAUUGGAUGAGAUACGGUUUGGUCCAGUUUUGACCGGAAACCCCACCAAACGACCGGCUGGUUGACCGUCGUUCUACUUCUACCUAGGUCGCCGCCGCUCGCCGGAGUCUGGAGAUGUCGACGGCUCGUCGAUUGAGUCUGGUGAGGGGUGAGAUGAUGGCGCUCGAAGGGGAUGUACAGGAGACGGGGGAGAUCGACUGCAGACUGCUCUCGAACGAACGGAGAUCGAAGGGAGAUGACGGCGCCGUCGUUUGCCUCGUCGUCGCCAGCUGUUUGCCUCGCCGUUGCCGCCGAGGGAUAGAGCAGAGGCGAGAGCACUUCAGUCCUCAGCUGCGCAGAUGGAGAUGGAAAUUGGAAGGGGACGACGAUUAGGGCAUUAGGCGAUUAGGGUUUUCCCCCUUGUUGUGCUGGUCUGUUGGACUGCCUGGGUUGGUUAGUUGGUUGGGUAAUUUUGUGUUGGGCUUCAUAAGAAAUGGGCCUGGUUAGU
Molecule: messenger RNA, 1626 nt
Organism: Linum trigynum
Lineage: Eukaryota; Viridiplantae; Streptophyta; Magnoliopsida; Malpighiales; Linaceae
Source: the annotation of a GenBank genome assembly